Platichthys flesus (European flounder) is the source of this 3642-nucleotide messenger RNA. RefSeq names its product transport and golgi organization 6 homolog (Drosophila) (gene tango6). The coding region runs from base 129 to 3407 and encodes 1092 amino acids. Lineage: Eukaryota; Metazoa; Chordata; Actinopteri; Pleuronectiformes; Pleuronectidae. Gene Ontology annotation, biological process: protein secretion. The record is from RefSeq and is a predicted model, not a curated record. The transcript has 18 exons.
AAUGCUAACCGCUACAUCACGCCCACAGUUUGACGAGGCUCGUUUAGUUGAUAUAUUAAAUUAUAUAUUUAUAAUAAUAAUCGCUCUAAACUCGCGUGUGACGGUGAAGUUGAUUGUGUGAUGGGGAAAUGACUUCCGGGUUCCUCGCUGCAAUCAGUAUCCUCACGAAGCCUCUGAACGAGGCGUCUGUGCGUGAUGCUCAGUCCUCCCACCAGGAGGCGCUGCUGGCAGUGCUGCAGAACAACAGGUCCCUUCUCCUUCAGCAGCUUCAGAGUGAGAGCAGCUUCGAGGAGGUGAAGAAGCUGCGGGAGGAGGUGAUGUCAGCGGCGGACUGGUUGUCCACAGAUCCAGAAGAUGCCACCUGGGGCUUCGUGCAGGAGUGUCUCCUGCUGCUCCUCGCCCUGGCACGACACAUUUCUAAUGAACUCAAACUGUUCAAGCUGAAAAGUUCCUCUGUGGCCAAAAAUCCAACCCCUGAGUUUGCUCCACCUUUACCUCCGGAUGUCCUCAGCGUCACGCAGCAGAAGACGCUCAGAGCAGCUCUUCAGUUCGUCGUCUCUCUGGGCCUCUGCCCCUACCUGGCUUCUGGAGUGGGCGUUCCCCUGAGCUGCCGCUCAGCGUUUGGAGCCAUGGUGGAGAAACUCGUCCGAGGUGGAGCUGUGUCAGCCGGGGGGCGCCGCCUUCUUACCACCACAAACGUCCUGUUGCAGUUGGCAGAGCUGUCAUCUUUGGCCACGCUGGUGUUCACACAGCAUCUGGGGGAUGUGAUGGCGGCACUGUGCCAGCUCGGCCACCAGCCGCUCCGGGGGGAGAGAGGGGGCACCGAGGAGGAGAAGAUGCAGGAGCUCAGUGCUGAGGAACGUCGAACCUGCAGGGAGGCUCUGAAAAGCCUUUUAGGAAAAGUCUACCAGCCGAUCGUCAUCAAGCAGCUGCUGAUCCUCCAGGGUGGACCCAGACAGUCGGGUGCAGCAGGAAGCUCCAGCGGUUCAGGCAGCAGAGCAGCUCUGGGAUCAGCUCCCUCCUGGCUGAGGCGUCUGUGUGGUCAGCUGCUGUCUGAGCGCCUGAUGCAGCCUAACGGGGUUCAGGCUGUAGUCAGAGCCGUCCUGGAGGGAGGAACCGGGGGCGAGUCAGACUGGAGGAGGUGUGAUGGUGUGGCCAGGAUCUUGGUGGCCUGCCCUCAACAGUCUACCUCAGCAGAUAGUUACUACAGACAAGUCUGUCCUCAGAUCCUCCAGCUCCUGCACUUCAAAGACAAGCUGGCGGCACAACAGUUUCAGCUUGUGGCCACCAGGGCGGCGCUUUCCAUGGUACAGGAGAAGCCCAGCUUUGCACAUCAGUACCUGCUCACCCCUCUGCUUCAACCUCUUCACCGCUGCACCAGUGCUUCCAAUGGGAGUCGUGACCUUGCUGCUGUGGAGGAGUGGGAGCUGACACGUUGUGUAGAAGAUGUGUACAAGAUCUGGGUGGUUGGAAACAGUCCAUCAGCGUCUCUUCUCAAAGCUCUAGAGGAAGUUCUGCCCGUUAUCUUCACUCUUUUCUGUUUCACCAAGCAGAACGUCUCACACCUCCGCUCCCCCUGCCAGGACAUUCUGUUGUGGUACCUGAGCCACACUGAGGCGUCUGAAGCCCUGUCCGCUCUGAGGCAGCUCUCAGGUCUGCAGGGACAGAAAACAGAAGCAAACGACUUCUACUUCACGCCAGGAAGUGACGGAGGAGCCAGGUUCCACUCGAGACAGAACUGCAGUGAUGAGGACGACGCUCUGUAUGAGAAGCUGUCGGGGGAACAGUGGAGGCUGGAGUGUCUCAUGCAUUUGUUGGCUGAACUCAAAGACAGUGAUCUACCUGGAGACUUCUUCCUCGAGCUGCUGCAGGAGCUGACCAGUUGGACGGCUGCUGCAGACGAGGUGAAGAACGAAGAAGAGGAGCUGGACGUGUCCACCAUGACGCUCCUGGAGAUGGAGCAGGAGGUGCUGGGUCGAGCUGCGAGACAAAGCCUGAGACUCGCUUUGCUUCAGGUGCUGGCAAUGAUGGUUGAGUCUCUGCAGCAUAAUACACUGCUGAGAAAACCCAACCAGGUGGUGGACUUCAUUGUGACCCUGGUCCAAAGGGCCUGUGUGGGUCUGGAUCAGGUCACUGAGCCGAGUCCUGAGAACCCGAUAGAGAGUCAGACUCUGAGCAUGGGGAUCGGUCUGGUGGCCACUCUGCUGUCCGGACCUGAGCUUGGCGCAGAGGACUACUCUUCCAUGUCCAGGUUGCUCUCACCUCUGGAGACAUUGUCCCAGAAUCACUCCGACGUGGUCGUCCAGCAGCUGGCAUCCAACCUCAGAGCCGUCAUCGCCACUCACGGUGCCAUCAGGCCUGAAGGUCUCGCUGCUGCUGCUGCCCAGGCCUCCAGAAAACCAGAAACAACAGUCAAGAACACCAACGUGUCUUCUAGGAGAAAGCAAAAGAUUCCAACUGAAGGAAGUGACUCAGGUACGAGACCAUGUUCGUCUCCCCGGGACAGAAAUCCACCGAUCAACCCCCUCAUCACACACCCAGUGUCCCCUGGUGGGUCUGCAGCUGGAAAAACUCCACGAUCCGGACGCACCAGUGUCCCAUGCUCCUCGACCAAGCCCUUCUCUGAUUGGCUGCUGGAGGCGUGUGACCCGGAGGUGCCAACCAGAGCGUUCGCCCUGCGGGUCCUGACCCAGAUGGUGCAAAGUGGGAAGCCAGAGGUCGUGCAGGCCCAGGAGAAGGUGCUCAUGCUCUUUUUAGAAAACCUGGAGCACGAGGACUCGUUCAUUUACCUUUCAGCCAUUCAAGGUCUGGCUGCGUUGGCGGAUUCGUUUCCUGAGAGGAUCCUUGAGAGGCUCCUGGAGGACUUCCAGCAUGGCCCCUCACUGCCCACGUCCGACCAGGAGCGCUCCCUGGAAACACGCCUCAAAGUGGGAGAGGUCCUGAUGAGGGCGAGCAGGGCCAUGGGGGAGCUGGCGCCGCACCUCGGCCGUCCUCUGGUGGCCGUCUUCCUGCAGGGAACCAGGGACUCGGACCAAAGCAUCCGGGCCAGCUGUCUGUCCAACCUCGGGGAACUCUGCCAGAAACUGGACUACGCUCUGGGACCACUGGCUCAAGAGCUGAGCUUGUGUCUGACAGCUCUGAUAAAGACGGAGAAGGAGGCAGAGGUGAGGAGAGCUGCUGUUCACGUUAUAGCCCUGCUGCUCCGAGGCCUGAGCCACAAAACCACCCAGGUUCUCAGUGAGGUUCUGUUGGAUCUGUACCGAGCUCUGAAGUGGGUGCUGCGCUCGGACCCGGAUGAGGUCACGGUGCUGCACGCUCAGCUGGCGCUGGAGGAGCUGGAUGACGUGAUGAGGAGGUUCAUCUUCCCCGAGCAGAAGCUGGAGAAGAAGAUCGUCGUCUUACCGUAGAACUGACGUUUUCAACCCGUCCACAGUUUGACCCAACGGAGGAUUUUUAUAUUUAUGUGGCGGCUCCGGUUCUGCCUCCACGUGUGAGGUGGACUUGUGGACACAGAGCAGCAGGAAGACAGAGCAGCAGUGAAUCCUGCAGACACGGUGUUAACUGACCGUCAGGAACAGUGAGUCUGCACCCUCAGGUUCCACUGUACCACCAGAACCACCACAUUAAAGCUUUCAACACAUA